UGUCUGCAUGUUUCUUACUCAGAUUACUCUCUUACCAAACCCAUCCCUUUUUUCUUUUCUUUGGAUGAUUCACUGACAAAUUACUGAGUGAACUGUGCUGGUGAUCUUCACUCUGGAUACCAAGGUGAGGAGAUAAUAAAGGAGGGAAGCAAUCAAGGAAGAGGAAAAGGAGACAUUCCACUACAGCCCCUGUGGAGCUGCAGCAGGGACGAGCCUACUGGCUGUGAUUUCUAGUCAGGAAAGGCAGAGGAGCGAGGAGAACGCAGGAAUGGGUUAUCUGAGGGGUCUCCUUCAGCUUUUGAUAUUCCUCUAUGCAGCAGGAGUGUGUGCAGGUGUGAAUGGCGCAAAGGUCAGCAACGUGUCAUCGCAAAUCUGUCGUCAUCCGUGUGAGGACCUGGUUGGCUUGCUCACUGAGAUCCAUGGCCUGCGUGUUGUGACCAACAACCUGCUCGAAGACUUGGAUAGAGUAUCCAAAGAAAAUGAAGAGAUGCGGAUAUCUUUGGAUGAGCUCAGUAACAGACACGGCAGUGGUACCGGCAGUGGCAAUGGGAAAGGCAAUGGGAGAGGCAACAGGAACGGCAGCAGCCAUGGCCGUGGCAACAGCAAUGGCAAUGGCAGGGGCAAUGGCAAUAGCAAUGGGAACGGCAAUGGCAACAGCAGCAACAGCAGCCACGGCCAUGGCCACAGCAACGGCAAUGGCAGGGGCAAUGGCAAUGGGAACGGCAAUGGCAACAGCAGCAGCAGCAGCCACGGCAGUGGCCACAGCAACGGCAGUGGCCACAGCAACGGCAGUGGCAGAGGAUAUGGCAACGGCAAUGGCAGCAGCAGCAGCCACGGCCGUGACCGCAGCAAUGGCAGUGGCAACAGCAGCGGCAGUGGCAAUGGUAAUGGCAACAGCAGUGGCAUCAGCAGCAGCAUCAGAAGCAGCCGCAAAGGUGGUGAUGGUGACAGCAGUGACAAUAAUCUUGACAGAGACAGAGACAGUGAGGCAUGGUGCGUGCAGGAUGGACGAGUGUACGAGCAGGGGGAGGACUGGGAGGUUGACAGCUGCACCUCCUGUACUUGCCAGGAUGGAAAGGUGGUUUGUCAACAGGUGUCAUGUGCUCCUGUGUCCUGCAUCAAUCCGUCUUUUCUCGAUGGAAGUUGCUGUCCUGUCUGUCUUAAUGAUGAAGAUGGCUGGUCCCCAUGGUCUGAGUGGACCCACUGCUCCGCCACCUGUGGACGUGGAGGGCAGCAAAGGGGUCGAUCCUGCAAUGGCAUCAUGCCGUCCUGCUCUGGCCCGUCAGUCCAAACCCGCAGCUGCAUGAUGAUGAAGUGUGACCGCAAGGCGCGUGCUGACGGGAACUGGGGCCUUUGGUCUCCUUGGUCUGCAUGUACAACCACAUGUGGAGAAGGAAACAUUACACGGGUCCGUCUGUGCAACAAUCCUCCACCACAGAAGGGGGGCAAGGGGUGCACAGGUAGCACCAUGGAGACACAACCUUGCAACAACACGCUCUGCCCAAUUGCUGGAGGCUGGACGGCCUGGACUGAAUGGUCAGUCUGUUCAGAGACAUGUAACGGGGGCCUCAUGAGUCGCCAGCGAGAGUGUGUGAACCCCGCCCCUCAGAAUGGCGGGAAGCCUUGUGCUGGAGAUGCUGUGGACUAUGAUGGAUGUAACAAACAACCAUGUCCUUUAGAUAUGUGCUUGCUUUCAAAUCCUUGUUUUCCUGGGGUUAAAUGCACAACGCAUCGCGAUGGAUCAUGGGAAUGUGGACGCUGCCCGUUGGGUUUCAGUGGCAACGGCACUCAUUGUGAAGAUGAGAAUGAGUGUGAAGUGGAGGGAGUGUGUGUUACACAGUGCAUAAACACAGACCCUGGAUUCUACUGCCUGCCCUGUCCACCGCGCUAUAAAGGCACUCAACCGUAUGGCCUCGGUCUGGAUGAAGCCCUGAAAACCAGGCAGGUGUGUGAACCGUACAACCCUUGCAAAGACAACACACACACUUGCCACAAGUAUGCUGAGUGUAUAUACCUUGGCCUGGCGUCUGAGGUCUUGUACAAGUGUGUGUGUGCGGUGGGGUUUGCUGGCGAUGGCUCCCUGUGUGGUGAGGACUCUGAUCUGGAUGGCUGGCCCAAUAAUAGAUUACCCUGCAAGCAGAAUGCCACCUAUCACUGUGAAAAGGAUAAUUGCCCCAUGCUGCCAAACUCUGGACAGGAAGACCUGGAUGCGGACGGACAGGGCGAUGCCUGUGACCCUGAUGAUGACAAUGAUGGCAUCACAGACGAAAGGGACAAUUGCCCGCUGAUGUACAACCCUCGGCAGUUUGAUUCUGACAGGGAUGGGGUUGGGGACAGCUGCGACAACUGUCCAUUUGAAAGCAACCCUAUGCAGACAGACACUGAUAACAAUGGAGAGGGAGACGCCUGCAGCAUCGACAUAGAUGGAGACGAGGUUCUGAAUGACCGGGACAACUGUCCUCUAGUCUACAACACCGACCAGAGGGACACAGACCUGGAUGGUGUCGGAGACCAGUGUGACAACUGUCCACUUCUACAUAACCCAGACCAGCUUGACUCUGACAGUGACCUGGUGGGAGACAUGUGCGACGACAAUGAGGACAUCGAUGAGGACGGCCACCAAAACACUCUAGACAACUGCCCCUAUAUUGCCAACAGCAAUCAGGCUGACCACGACAAAGAUGGAAAGGGAGAUGCUUGUGACCAUGACGACGACAAUGACGGUAUCCCUGAUGACCGUGACAACUGCAGACUGGUACCCAACAGGGACCAGCUAGACUCUGAUGGUGAUGGCAGUGGAGAUGCAUGCUUUGAUGACUUUGACAAUGACAGUAUUCCAGAUGCGUUGGAUCCCUGUCCCCUGAACCAGGAUAUUGGGUCUACAGAUUUCCGGAAGUUUCAGGUUGUUUUGUUGGACCCUAAAGGCACCACGCAGUCUGACCCCCUCUGGGUCAUCCGCAGCCAGGGUACAGAGCUGCUGCAGAUUGCCAACUCUGACCCCGGGAUCGCUUUAGGAUACGAUAAGUUCAGCGCCGUGGACUUCAGUGUCACAUUUUAUGUAAAUACCAACCGAGAUGACGACUACGCAGGGAUUGUGUUUGCCUAUCAGUCCAGUCAACGCUUCUACGUUGUCAUGUGGAAACAGGUGUCUCAGGCCUACUGGGAGAAAAAGCCAACCAAAGCUUUCGGCACUGCUGGAGUCUCAAUCAAACUGGUCAACUCAAACACAGGACCAGGAGAGUAUCUGCGCAAUGCUCUGUGGCACACAGGAAACACUAGACACCAGGUCAGAACUUUGUGGCACGACCCCAAUAAAAUUGGCUGGAAGGACUACACACCCUACCGCAUGCACCUUAUCCACCGACCCAAGACUGGGUUUAUCAGGGUGGUGGUGUACGAGGGCAGGGACAUUUUGUCUGACUCGGGGGCCGUGUAUGACCACACCCUGGCUGGAGGCAGACUGGGACUGUUUGUGUUCUCUCAGGAACAUGUUAUCUUCUCAGACCUCAGAUAUGAGUGUAGAGGUAAGACAUCCUGCUAA
Molecule: messenger RNA, 3541 nt
Organism: Pelmatolapia mariae (spotted tilapia)
Lineage: Eukaryota; Metazoa; Chordata; Actinopteri; Cichliformes; Cichlidae
Product: thrombospondin-2-like
Exons: 20
Coding region: 269-3541 (1090 amino acids)
Biological process (GO): negative regulation of angiogenesis; cell adhesion
Cellular component (GO): extracellular region
Molecular function (GO): protein binding; calcium ion binding
Source: RefSeq, a predicted model, not a curated record